Molecule: messenger RNA, 2970 nt
Organism: Oncorhynchus kisutch (coho salmon)
Lineage: Eukaryota; Metazoa; Chordata; Actinopteri; Salmoniformes; Salmonidae
Product: C-C motif chemokine 20
Exons: 4
Coding region: 241-576 (111 amino acids)
Biological process (GO): immune response
Cellular component (GO): extracellular region
Molecular function (GO): chemokine activity
Source: RefSeq, a predicted model, not a curated record
GAGUCUAUAAACACAGAGUAAGAGAGAGGUUCUCAUCACAGAGCAGAGAUAAUCUUAUCACAGAGCAGAGAUAGUCUUAUCACACAGCAGAGAAGACAGACAGACAGAGGAAACCUUUACAGAGAAUCACAAACAGACAUAAUCUACAUUUCACACAUCUCUCCUCCGUUCUCUGGAAGACAUCUUCACUCAGUGUUAGUCCAGACACCUCCGCACAGCUCAGUUUAUCAGUGACCGAUCAUGGCGUCUACCAUGGACAGUGCCAAGAUCCUCUUCUCUGUUCUGUUUCUCUACGUCUGCUACCAGGUGACUCAGGGCCAGAUGGUGAUGGACUGCUGUCUGGAGGUCAGCAAAAAAGAGAUCCCACAACGCAUUGUCACGGGUUACCAGCCUCAGGUUAGGGGUCAAGGCUGCUCCAUUGACGCCAUGGUCUUCAACACCAGAAAGGGGCGUAAGCUGUGUGCCCCUGCCGGCCCUGCCUGGGUUACUAACCUGAUGAAACACAUGGACAAGCUGAUCAAGAUGUGCGAUGACACCAACUUCAAGGGUAAACACUGUAAGAAGUUGAUGUCCUAAAGUCCCAAUUUGGACCCCCUCCCUCCCUCCACCCUCACCGCCACCUCCACCCCCCUUCUCCUGGUCCAUAGAAUAAUGAAAGGACAUUCCAAGUGGGGGGGGGGAAGUUUUUUUGUUUUUUAAUGAAUGGAAAAAUGUGAUUCCUCCUACCACUAAUGCACUUUUUCAGUUUCCUUCCAUCUUUAGUCUUUAUCCAGCAGACCAUGUUGUUUCUUCUGUCAGUUUUUACCCAGCAUGCCAUGUUGUUUCCUUCUGUCUUCAGUUUUUACCCAGCAUGCCAUGUUGUUUCCUUCUGUCUUCAGUUUUUACCCAGCAUGCCAUGUUGUUUCUUCUGUCAGUUUUUACCCAGCAUGCCAUGUUGUUUCUUCUGUCAGUUUUUACCCAGCAUGCCAUGUUGUAUCUUCUGUCUUCAGUUUUUACCCAGCAUGCCAUGUUGUUUCUUCUGUCAGUUUUUACCCAGCAUGCCAUGUUGUUUCCUUCUGUCUUCAGUUUUUACCCAGCAUGCCAUAAUGUUUCCUUCUGUCUUCAGUUUUUACCCAGCAUGCCAUGUUGUUUCCUUCUGUCUUCAGUUUUUACCCAGCAGACCAUGUUGUUUCCUUCUGUCUUCAGUUUUUACCCAGCAUGCCAUGUUGUUUCCUUCUGUCUUCAGUUUUUACCCAGCAUGCCAUAUUGUUUCCUUCUGUCUUCAGUUUUUACCCAGCAUGCCAUGUUGUUUCCUUCUGUCUUCAGUUUUUACCCAGCAUGCCAUGUUGUUUCCUUCUGUCUUCAGUUUUUACCCAGCAGACCAUGUUGUUUCUCAGUGGCACAUUCAUGUACUAUAUCUUUUACAUAUUUUAUGUGACAAAAUGAUAAAUAACAUUCCAGAAAGAGUAAAUUAGCUUUGAUUCCACCUGGGAACCUUAAAGCUACAGUCUGGGAUUGGAAAAGUAAUAAAACAACUAUUUUAUGAACAUGUAUUUAAUCAGGGGAGCCCCAUUGAGACCAGGGACUCAUUUUCAAUGGUGCCUUUAGAUCACAAAGCUAUAACAUGUGUUUAGUUAGCUGAUAUGUGAAAUACCUAUCCAGGCAAGUUUAGGUUUCAGCAAUGCCUGGGCUGAGGAGAGUGCCCUAUAACUUUAAGGUCAUAAGUCAGGGGUUAAAGGUCAGGGGUCAAAACGUACUGGCAGCUGGUUCAAACACCCAUCUUUAAAUUAAACUCAGAGACAAUCAAACAUUUGUUAACUUUUUGUGAACUUUGCAUUUAAUGAAUAUAUAUUUUUCAUUUAUCUGUUUAACAAUGACUGUCAAAUCAAGAUUUUGAGUGAACUUGAGUUCCUUUUUUAAUGAAAUGAGACCUUUAAUGACUAACCUCAAAAGGUUAAAUAGUGUAGUUCAUUGAUACCUUGCUCUUGUCUAUUUUGAAGGAUUAAACUGUGAGUAGAUGAAAUUGAAGGAACUGUAAAGCGACUGGUCCAUUUAUGGGUUUAACAUUUAUAAAACGUGUUGUGGUCCCUAGCUACAGUUAUUGAUGCAGGUUUAGAGUGCAUCCUAAUUGGCACCCUAUGGGCCCUAUGGGUCCUGGUUAAAAUAAGUGCACUAUGGAGGGAAUAUGUUGGGAUACGGAUAAGGUUGAUUUAGAUUCAGACAUUGAUUUGAGAGUCCAGAUAGUAAAAAUAAAAGUCCCCAGAACAAAACAAAAACAUCUUUAUCUACACUGUUUAAAAUUACUGUAUCAUUUUAUUACAUCUAGGGGCUAUUUCCAAAAGCCUAUUCCAACCCUAUUCCACAAAGAAAGGCAUUUGGGGGGGGGGGGGGGUGUUAUAGCAAUAGAGAGAAACAGAGAGCGAGCGAGAGCAAGCGAGGGAGAGUAGGCGAGAAAAAUACAUCCGAAAUGAAAACUACAGUGAAAGCUAAAGCCUUACCAAAAUAGAGGCUACAGCCAAACAAAAGAAGAAGUUAUAGCAAACAAGAGUAGAGUUCAGCCACCUUGUGAUUAGAAAUCUGUGAACUGAGAGAAAACAAAGAAUACUGGAACACACACACUAAAUGGGAACUGGGCCAGACUGUAGGAGUAUUGCUUCAUACCACAUUUGAACACAAACUUGAAUUUAUUGCAACAUUUACAAGGUGUGUUUUUCCAUAGAACUCCAGGCUAUGACAUCUGGGAGUUUUCCCACCUUUGGGAGUGAUGAAACAAAACAUUGGGGAGCACAAUACGCCAGAAUACACAGUUUCUAAGUUUUAGGAGAUGUGUUCAAACAUCUUGAGAAUGGGGGUGGAUGGGAAAAACCGGCAUGUCCUGACUUCCUUUCCAGCGAAGAGGUUCACGCAUCCUGUUUUCCUUCUAGCAUGUCAUCUAGAUUGACAAUUAAUUACAAGUCCAUAAAAUGUUGAUAAAUAAAACACACAAUAAGA